GGUCCGCUGUGGCUGGAUCGACCGGUCCCACUGCUGACAUUAUGUUUCAUCGAAGGUGCAUUUGUCGUGCCGGUCAAUUUACUGUUUAUGAUCUUUGGCUUUCUUGAAUUAUUUUAUCUCACCAAGAGAUCAACUGUUGUUCCGGCCAGUGGAUUGAGAAGUUGGCGUUUCCUGGCUAAAAGGAUAGCCCUGUUUCUUUUGAUCGCGCUAAAUGUUGCACAUUUUGGUUUGUUGCUCAGUUGGAGCAAGUGGAAUCCGAAGGAUUUGUUUGUAAUUUCAAUCGUGAUCAAUAUUAUUGCACUUAUCUUCGCAGCAUACCUUCAGAAAAAAUCCUACACAAAUAGUUAUUCUGCAUCCUCGGUCUUGAUAUUAUAUUGGAUCUUAUAUAUAGUGAUCAAUUUCGCAAAACUAAUGGCAUGGAAUAGGCAGAAUUAUCCUAAAGAGAAUGCUCUAUUGUUCUUCACCUUAUUGCUUUCUGAGAUAUUGGCCCCAAUAAUAUUUGUGUUGGAUUUGAUUCCUAAACCGAAAAAUGAUUACGAGCUUAUUAGUGAUGAUCAACAUGCGAAUCUAGAAGAAAAUGCCAGUAUAUAUUCACGCCUCACGUUUGCUUGGAUGAAUUCUUUGAUGAGACUUGGAUAUAGUAAAUAUCUGGCGCUCGAUGAUCUACGGGACUUGAGGACUGAAGAUCAGUCAAAGAAAAUAUCUGCAAGUUUUGAAAGGGCAUGGAAAAAGCAGUUAACAAAGAAAAAUCCAUCACUAUUUAAAGCUAUUGCGUAUACAUUUGGUGGACCGUUUGCAUUUGCCGCUUUAUUUAAAGUUCUCCAGGAUAUUCUCAACUUCGUACAACCCCAAUUAUUGAAACAAUUAAUGAUAUUUGUGAGCAGCCAAAAAAGCGAUGAUCCACAACCGAUGUUACGAGGAUAUCUGAUUGCUGUAAUGAUGUUACUUACCGCGGUCCUUCAGACCAUGUUUCUUCAUCAAUACUUCCAACUAUGCUUUGUUACCGGAAUGAGGACUCGUGCCGGUCUUGUGACGGCCAUUUAUCAAAAAUCCUUACUCCUAUCUAAUAGUGCGCGACAACAUUCGACGGUUGGGGAAAUUGUUAAUCAUAUGAGCGUGGACGCGCAAAAGAUAAUGGAUCUGACCACCUAUUUACACAUCGCUUGGUCUGGUCCUUUGCAAAUCACCUUGGCUUUGUAUUUCUUAUAUGAUACAAUGGGUGUUAGUGCAUUUGCUGGUGUAGCCGUGAUGCUUUUGAUGUUGCCGGUGAAUGCGUUUGUAGCUUCGAAGAUGAGAUCUCUACAAAAACAACAGAUGAAGAAUAAAGAUAUGAGAAUUAAGUUAAUGAACGAAAUACUUAAUGGUAUUAAAGUCAUUAAACUAUAUGCAUGGGAAUCGGCAUUUAUGAAAAAGAUUUUCCAUGUAAGAAAUGAUUUAGAACUCGAAACCCUCAAGAAACUUGGCUAUCUCGCUUCCAUGCAGAGUUUUACAUGGGCAUCUACUCCAUUUCUAGUUUCAUUCGCCACGUUUGCAGUAUACGCGAUGGUUGCCAAUCAGCCUUUGACCAGCGAAGUGGUCUUUGUGUCAUUAACACUAUUCAACCUUCUUCAAUUCCCACUCACCAUCUUUCCGAAUGUAAUAACCUCAAUGCUAGAAGCAUCAGUGGCUCUUCAGAGAGUUCAAGAUUUUCUGAAAGCCGAUGAACUGAAUCCCAAUUCUGUCAUUCGAUUACCUUAUCGAAGUGAUGAUUCUAGUUCACUGAGAGAUGCGGGUGGUAGGAUUGUGAUGGCAUCAAUGAGUAACGGGGCAUUCAAAUGGUCUAAAAAUUCGGAGCCGGUGUUGGAUGGUGUUAAUCUGAGUGUUGGAAGAGGGGAGUUGGUUGCAAUUGUUGGGAGGGUUGGCGCCGGUAAAUCAUCGCUUCUGUCAUCUUUUCUCGGUGAAAUGGAAAAGAUCAGUGGUGAAGUUACUGUCCGAGGGCAUAUUGCUUUUGUUCCUCAGUCAGGUAUGACCUGGAUUAUGAAUGCUACUCUUCGAGAUAAUAUCACCUUCGGAUUUCCAUAUGAACCGGCAUUUUAUGAAGAAGUCAUUGAAGCAUGCAGCCUAAAACCGGACAUAGCCAUACUUCCCGGUGGUGACUUAACCGAGAUAGGCGAACGAGGAAUAAAUCUUUCAGGAGGGCAAAAAGCCAGAAUCUCCUUAGCUCGUGCCGUAUACGCCCGUGCUGAUAUUUAUUUGCUUGGCAAGUAUCGACUUCAAAAUACACCAAUUGUUUUUUAUUGCGCGUUUAGAACAUUUAACGUAACAAAAAUUUCGUUUAAUAAUUCGGUCUUACUAAUUUGUUGUUGCUUUAAUUUACUAGACGAUCCUUUGUCUGCCGUCGAUGCUCACGUUGGUAAACAUAUAUUUGAGAAAGUGUUGGGACCCACCGGUUUACUUAGAACAAAAGCCCGGCUAUUUGUUACACAUGGGAUUCAUUAUCUAUCGCGCACAAGCUCAGUGGUAAUGAUAGAUGAAGGGCGAGUUAUAGAACAGGGAAAUUAUGACACACUGAUGAAACAGAAGCGUGAACUGUAUAAAUUGAUCGGUGAAUAUAGCCAAGAAAUUUCGGAACAUGAUGAUGAGGACGAAAUAAAUAGUCCGAAUACGGUGGAAACGUAUGAAGUUGAUGAGGCAGGAGCAGAUCUAAAAACUGAGGAAACAACGAGAACUCCACGAGAACGACACCUUAGUGUAACUAGUGUUCAUCGACGAACAUCCCUCAAAGCGAUGAACGCCAAGGAAAACGAAGGCAGCGAACGGGACAGAUUAAUCGUGAAAGAGGAAUCGGCGAAAGGAAGUGUGGAGUGGCCAGUUUAUCGGGCUUACAUCAAGUCGUGCUCGAUACCGGCGGUUAUUUUUUAUUUUAUCAUUAUGAUAGCCACUCAGGGGGCACAAAUAAGCUCUAACGUGUUCCUCAAGUAUUGGAGUUCAAAGGAAGAUUCCCACAAUGUAUUGUUUUACUUGGCCAUAUAUGGUUGCAUCGGUAUUAUCUAUUCCUUCCUGACCAUUUUGCAGACAUUAAUUGUUUGGGUAUUCUGCGCUAUCAGAGCUGCACGAUAUUUGCAUGAGAGAAUGAUGGAUGGUGUAGUACGGUCUCCGAUGUCCUUUUUUGACACGACACCGUUAGGUCGCAUUUUAAAUAGAUUCAGCAAGGAUCAGUAUACCAUCGAUGAGGUUCUGCCUCGUACGUUUGCAGGAUUUUUCAGGACUCUCUUUGUCGUAGCAGCAACCAUUAUUGUUAUCUCAUUUUCUACUCCGUUAUUCAUCUUUGUCGCGAUUCCAAUGC
Acaulospora morrowiae is the source of this 3325-nucleotide messenger RNA. The record is from the annotation of a GenBank genome assembly. NCBI's taxonomy places the organism in Eukaryota, Fungi, Glomeromycota, Glomeromycetes, Diversisporales, Acaulosporaceae.